AUGGCCACCGCGCAACCCGCCCCGAGCCACCAGAUCCCUGUUUAUCCCAGCUAUGUCCGUCCUACAGCGCCACCCGCGUCCUCGGCGCUGCCUGCAAGGCCCCGCCCUGCAUCCACGCUAGCAUCACAGAAGACCGCCGCAGCGCCACGGCCCGCCGCCAAGACCACCGCCUCUGCAUCAUCCAAAUCCAAAAAACCUCCCCUGCCCGCUCCCCCGAGAGUCAUUAUCGACUCGGACGGCCGUCACUUCAAGCGAGGCGAUCUUCUCGGCCAGGGUGGAUUCGCAAGGGUAUACAUGGCUACCGAUCCCGAGGGUCGCCAGAAGGCGUUCAAGGUGAUUGCCAAAUCGGCCAUCAUCCACUCGCGCAAGAGCCGUCAAAAGGUGCUUGCCGAGAUCAUGAUCCACAAGUCGGUCAACCACAUCCACGUGGUCAACUUCGAAGACUGCUUCGAAGACGACGAGAACGUCUACUUCCGACUCGAGCUGUGCUGCAAUGGCUCGCUUAACGACAUUGUCAAGAAGCGCGGGCCCUACACCGAGCCCGAGGCACGAUACCUCAUGGUCCAGAUCCUGGCGGGCACGCAGAGCCUCCACCAGAACAGCAUCAUCCACCGCGACCUCAAACUCGGCAACAUCUUCCUCGACCAACACAUGCACGUCAAGAUCGGUGAUUUCGGUCUGGCGGCGCUGCUCAAGCAUCCGGACGAACGCAAAAAGACCGUGUGCGGCACGCCUAACUACAUUGCGCCCGAGAUUCUGUACGAUCAGGGACAGGGGCACAGCUUCGAGGUGGACAUCUGGUCGGUGGGUGUGAUCCUGUAUACGCUGCUGGUGGGCAAGCCGCCGUUCCAGACGCCCAAGGUGGACGACAUCUACGAGCGCAUCCGCAAGAACGCCUACGAGAUUCCUGCCAAGGCCGGGCUGAGCAACGAGGCGGUUGAUCUCAUCACGCGCAUCCUUACGCACAAUCCGGCCAAGCGACCGACGCUGGUGCAGAUCAUGAACCACCCGUGGUUCCAGUGUGGGCCUGUGCCGCUGACUAUCCCUCCGACCGCGCUGGAGGGUACGCCGUUCCUGCCGCCCGUCACGGCGCGCGAAUCGGCGCGCAAUCUCGAGAUGCUCAAGCGCCAGGCCAACUGGAACGACCGGGCCGAUGAUCUGCUCGAGGACGCUGCCGCUGCCGGCGAGGCGUAUGCGGAUGCGCAGGAGCCCGUCGAGGUGGUGCUCGACGCGAGGAGCGAGCUCGAGCAGGCCGAACAUGCCGAGGAGAGGAGGGAGAAGAUGGACCGCGAGGCGCAUCACGCUAUCCAGCCCGAGAGCCCCAUCUCGGCGCUGCUCAAGGCUGGACGACAGCCGCUCAUUAAAGCGCCUGCACCUCCGCCGCAGAGUCUGGCGCGGUCCACGGCGAGCUCGCUGGCGAAACAGCUGUCUUCGCUCACGCUCUCGCGUCACACGCAGCCGGCAGUGGCGGACAAGGAGAAUGCCAACCCCAUGGCGCCUCCUCCGCCCGCCGCUGCCGCGAGGCCAGAGUUCGGCAGGAUGUACUCGCGCAAUGCCAAUGCGGGCGUGGACGACGACAACGCGCGCGCGCUGCAGCAGAAGGCGCGACUCGUCACGUCGGUUGCGGCGCCAGGGUCGCUGCCGACGCGGCCGCUGUCGACGGCGUCGUCCAUGGGCACGCUGGCCGAGCAGGCCAUGGUGCCUUCCUCGUCUCGCGGCACGCUCGCUUCCGUGGGCAGCUCGAGUGCGCUUGCACCGGGAGCCAAGAAGACCAAGACGUCGAUCGAGGUGAUUAUCGCACACCUCGACUCGGCGCUGACGUGCAUCGAUGCGAACGAGCCUUACGAUGCGCCCGCCACUUCGGCGGCCGAUACGGUGCGCUACGUCGAGACAUCGUGCGAUCUCAACGGCACACGUCUGGUGGCCGAAUCGCCACGCACCUUCCUCAUCUCCUGGCUCGACCAUUCCGAGCGCUAUGGCCUUGGCUACGCUCUGAGUGACGGUACGGUGGGAGUGUACUUCCGCGAUGCUACGAGCAUGGUGCUAGCCGCCAGCAAGAUGUACGUCGACUACAUCUCGACCAUCCGCAAGCCAGCGGGAGGGGUUCGGACCGACCAAUUGAAGCGGGAGAACUUCACCACCGGCGAUGGGGAAGAAGGCAGUGUCCCCCGUGAGCUGCAGUCGCGCGUCCGCGUCAUGCGCUACUUCGAAAAGGAGAUCAUGGAUCGUCUGUACGGCGCCGAUUCUCCACUCACCUUUUGUGACACGGCUCGCACGUCGGGUAUGGUGUUUGUGCACAAGUGGUACAAGACCAAGGACGCCAUCGUCUUCCGCCUCAGCAACGGCACGGUCCAGCUCAACUUUUACGACCACACCAAGCUCUUCCUCACGCACGGCGCGCAGGUCGUGAGCGUCAUCGAACCGCUCGACAAGACCGGUGGCGUGCCUCGCAUGACUUCGUGGAGUCUGGAUGAGUUUGUCAGCAUCGCAAGGACCGACCGCUCCGCUAGGGAAGCCCAAAUGUCAAACACCACCGAUCGAACCCUAUACAAGACCCGCCCCGCAGAGAGGAGGAAGGUGCGAGGCCUCGUCAACAAACUCCGCUACGCCCGCGAUGUCCUCGCUUCGACUGUCAAACCUAACCGCCCUUCUUAG
Molecule: messenger RNA, 2655 nt
Organism: Moesziomyces antarcticus
Lineage: Eukaryota; Fungi; Basidiomycota; Ustilaginomycetes; Ustilaginales; Ustilaginaceae
Product: pkinase-domain-containing protein
Exons: 2
Coding region: 1-2655 (884 amino acids)
Biological process (GO): protein phosphorylation; mitotic cell cycle; regulation of cytokinesis
Cellular component (GO): spindle pole; cytoplasm; centrosome
Molecular function (GO): protein kinase activity; ATP binding; protein binding
Source: RefSeq, a predicted model, not a curated record